GUCUCUGCAAAUUACUCCAACAACGUUUGGAGGACUCUAACCAUGUUAUUAUCACUUUCCUAAUACUCAAGAAAAAUAUAGUAUGUUUCAGUUUCUGUGAAAACAAUGUUUGUGAAGCUCCAGUUGGACACCAGUUGCUUCCCCAUUUUGGGUUCCAUAAAAACCUCACCCAACAUAAGGCAUUCUCCAUUAGACAAACUUGAACUAAUAAACAAGGAGAGGAAACCCAGAGUGGUUCAGAGCCCCAAUGGAGGAGGAACGGUCAAGAAGGGUUUAAGUGAAGUUCAUAGACCCACCCAUGAUAGAUGUGGAAAUGGUGCUGUUGUUCAUGAGGUUGAGCAGAAGAAACACAGUUUUGUGAGCAACCCAGGUGGGGAAAAGAGGAAAAUCACUAAGGGUAGUGGUGCUUAUGUGAAAAGCAGGGAUUUUGAUGUUGAAUUGAGGGCGGUGAAUGGAAAUGGAGUGGUGAAGAAAGUGCCUUCCAAGUGUUCGACGAAAUGGGUCACUUAUGGGGGUUGCUUACCUGCAAUUUUGAAGGCAUUGGAUGAAGUUGAGGAUUUGGAUAAGGCUUUGAAUCCAUGGGAAGAUAGGCUUACUAACAAGGAAAGGAGCAUAAUUUUGAAGGAGCAGGUGAGUUGGAAAAGGGCUUGGGAGAUUUUUGAGUGGUUCAAGAGAAAGGGCUUUUAUGAAUUGAAUGUGAUUCACUAUAAUAUACUGCUUAGAAUUCUUGGGAAGGCAAGGAAGUGGAGCCUUGUAGAGAAACUUUGGGAUGAGAUGAAGGUUAAAGGAAUAGCGCCUAUCAAUUCGACUUAUGGAACUUUGAUUGAUGUUUAUAGUAAAGGUGGGUUGAAAGAAGAAGCACUUCUUUGGCUGGAGAAGAUGAACAAACAAGGAAUGAAACCUGAUGAGGUUACUAUGGGGAUUGUCGUUCAUUUGUAUAAGAAAGCGGGAGAAUUUCAAAAAGCUGAGGAUUUUUUCGACAAAUGGUCAUUGAGCCUAUCUUUUAGACAAGAGGGCAGUACUACAACAGCUGCUGGUGGAUUGGGGAGCUCUUUUCACUCUCAUGUUUCUUUGAGCUCACAUACAUAUAAUACAUUGAUUGACACGUAUGGAAAGGCUGGCCAACUUAAAGAAGCGUCUGAAAUAUUUGCAACGAUGCUUAGGGAAGGGAUUGCUCCGACUACAGUGACUUUCAAUACAAUGAUGCACAUUUGCGGUAACCAUGGCCAGCUAGAAGAAGUUGCUUCCCUUAUGCAGAAGAUGGAAGAGCUUCGAUGCCCAGCGGACACAAGAACAUAUAAUAUUCUAAUUUCGCUCCAUGCAAAGCAUGAUAAUAUAGACAUGGCGACAAAAUACUUCACAAAGAUGAAGGAGGCUCACCUUGAGCCAGACCAUGUGAGUUACCGCAUCCUUUUGUAUGCAUACUCAUUAAGACACAUGGUUAGCGAAGCCGAAGAUCUCAUAUCAGAGAUGGAUGAAAGGGGCCUUGAGAUUGAUGAAUUCACUCAGUCAGCUCUGACUAGGAUGUACAUAGAAGCUGGGAUGCUUGAGAAGUCAUGGUUUUGGUUCAUGAGGUUUCAUCUUUCGGGGAAAAUGAGUUCUGAGUGCUGUUCUGCUAAUAUUGAUGCAUAUGGAGAGCGUGGGCAUAUUUUGGAAGCUGAGAAAGUUUUUUUUUGCUGUCAAGAAGUGAAAAAAUUGAGUGUCCUUGAGUUUAACGUGAUGAUUAAAGCUUAUGGGGUGGGGAAACAUUAUGAUAAAGCAUGUGAGUUGUUUAAUAGCAUGGAGAGUCAUGGUGUAGUUCCAGACCAAUGUAGCUAUAGUUCUCUCAUACAAAUUUUGGCUAGUGCUAAUAUGCCACAUAUAGCAAACCCCUAUCUCAGGAAGAUGCAGGAGGCAAGAUUGGUAAGUGAUUGCAUCCCUUAUUGUGCUGUGAUCUCAAGCUUUGCAAAAUUAGGACAAUUGGAAAUGGCAGAGGGACUAUAUAAAGAGAUGGUUGGAUUCAAUGUUCAACCAGAUGUUAUUGUCUUUGGGGUGUUGAUAAAUGCUUUUGCUGAUGUUGGAAGUGUUAAAGAAGCUCUCAGUUAUGCUGAUGCAAUGAAAAAGGCAGGUUUGCCUGGGAACACGGUGAUUUACAACUCCUUGAUCAAGCUCUAUACUAAAGUUGGUUUUUUGAAAGAAGCAGAAGAAACAUACAGGCUUAUUCAAUCAUCAGAGGAUGGUCCUUCCAUAUAUGCUUCAAAUUGUAUGAUUGAUCUUUAUAGUGAGCAAUCUAUGGUUAAACCAGCAGAAGAAAUCUUUGAUGGCUUGAAGAGAAAGGGAAAUGCAAAUGAGUUUACAUAUGCAAUGAUGUUGUGCAUGUAUAAAAAAAUGGGGAGGUUUGAGGAAGCCAUUCAGAUUGCAGAGCAGAUGAGAGAACUGCGACUUUUAACUGAUCUGUUGACUUAUAAUAAUGUGCUUGGGUUGUAUGCGAUGUAUGGAAGAUUCAAAGAGGUGGUGGAAACUUUCAAGGAAAUGAUGAGAGCUGCCAUUCAACCUGAUGAUUGUACAUUCAAAUCACUUGGACUUGUUUUGGUGAAAUCUGGUAUUUCAAAGCAGGCUGUUGCGAAGCUGGAAGUAUCGGUGAAGAAGGAUGCCCAGAGUGGUUUGCAAGCAUGGAUGUCAGCCCUCUAUUCUGUUGUGAGAAUGAGUGGAAGUAAUUAUGUGUAGAUACUAUCUUUGCAUCCAGCGUUUUGAGUAAUGACCAUCAGAUCCUGUGCUCCAAUUUCUUGCUGAUUUAUGAAAUUCAAUGAGGAAACUGGGCUGUGGAACUUCAGUGUAGAAGUUUGCGUGGUGUUGUACGUAAAGUUGCGUCCUACAUAGUAUAUACCACUCAAAGGCACUGAGAAAGGAGGUGGAAUUUUUUGACAGGGACACAACGUAGAUGGUCUGUCGUUUGACGGGAACAGGACGUGGAUGAACCUGUAUAGAGCUUAUUGCCCGCCACAAGAAUUGUAUAGCCAACUUUACAGGAACAAGUCCUUGAGCCAAAUUGAAUAUUUUGUAAAAUCCUUGUAUGACAAAUUGUAUCUCUUAAUAUAUGGUUGCAAUAUGCAAGCAAGGUUCAAGUACACGUAAGUUAACUGAAGGUCUCCUCUCAUGCUUAAAGCAGAACUUUCUCUACGUUUUUUUUUUU
Molecule: messenger RNA, 3172 nt
Organism: Prunus mume (Japanese apricot)
Lineage: Eukaryota; Viridiplantae; Streptophyta; Magnoliopsida; Rosales; Rosaceae
Product: Tetratricopeptide repeat (TPR)-like superfamily protein
Biological process (GO): mitochondria-nucleus signaling pathway; chloroplast-nucleus signaling pathway
Cellular component (GO): chloroplast
Molecular function (GO): protein binding
Source: RefSeq, a predicted model, not a curated record